This is a messenger RNA of Linum tenue, 2702 nucleotides long. The record is from the annotation of a GenBank genome assembly. Lineage: Eukaryota; Viridiplantae; Streptophyta; Magnoliopsida; Malpighiales; Linaceae.
UGGGCUUCUCUACGAGCUCCGCACACAGAAAAAGCCCUUUAUUAUUUUACGAAUAGCCUAGAGAACAACAGUGUACUGGGAGUGGGCUGGACAAUUGUUGUUCGCAUUCAAAGAAAGCAACGGCGUCGUUCGUUAGUCAUCAAUCUAUUCCAAACGGCAAAACAACUUCCACAAGGAGAGAAAACGCCGACGGUCAUCGCCCCGCUGCCGAACCGCCGAGCAGAGAGAGCUCCGUCGGCCAAUCCAUUACAAAUCACCAUCCAUGGCCGCAGGGCUACCGCUUCUCCGCCGCGUCAUCGCCGUAGACGCCGCGAUAUCUCGAUUCCUCCACACCCUCUUCCAUCCCUACUUCCCAACGGCGCUCCUUCUCCUCCUCGAGAUCUCCGCCGACUUCCGAUUCUCCUUCCCGAUCUGCCUUGCCCUCCUCUUCUCCCCACUCUCCCCGGCACUCCUCCCUCUCUUCAGUCCUCUGCUCUUCGGCCUCCUCCUCGACCUCGCCGUCGUCGGCCUCACCAAAGCCAUCUUCCGCCGCCAGCGCCCGCCCUACAACCACUCUUCCAUGUCCGCCGUCGUCGCCGUCGACAAAUUCUCCUUCCCCAGCGGACACUCGACCAGGGUCUUCUUUGUCGCAUCCUUGGUUUCUCUCUCGGGGACCGCAAUUGAGGCCGCUCUGCUCGAGCUGAAGGCCGGCGGAGGGCUGGCUGAGCAGUGGAUUGUUGGUGGUGACGAGGGCAGAGUGGUGGAGAUAGUGGCGAUUGGCGUCUUCGCUUGGGCAGCGAUUACGGCGUCGUCUAGAGUUUUCCUUGGCCGGCAUUUCUUCCUUGAUGUUGUGGCAGGGGUGUGUUUGGGAGUUCUUGAAGGUCUUGUUGCUUUUCGAUUCCUGCGGUUUGAGAAUUUCCUAAGGCACCCUACUUUAUCAGAAAGUCGCCGAGGUUGCAAAUUGAGUGCUUGCAAUCUGCAUUAGGUGCUUCCUCCGCGGGGAAGAUUGGAUGAACUCUCUUUGAAUUUCUAUCAACAGAGGAUAGCGGGAGACUAAAUGCCUCUUGCAGUGUCCCAUGAAAUCUCGGUUCAGUCAUAGGACAAAUCCAUGGAAGCCAAAAAUGGGAAUCAAGAACCAACAAGGGAUAUUGUGGUAUCAAUCAACCAUCUUACAACGGUUGGGGUAGUUUUUGCCUUCACGAGGCUUCUGUUAUGGCUCUGCUUUAUCAAGUUGUAGCUAACAAAGAACAGUGUGGUGACUGGAUUCUGGACAGCUUGAUUCAAUUCAAGUCUUUCCUUGGUCAAUCUAUUUGCGGAUUGGACCGGUCAAGCUGCUCAUUUAUGAGUUUAUGGCCAAACUUAGUACAAAAAAGUUGAUACCUAAGGAAGGAUGGAGUAGAUAGAUAUGUUGACAUAAUGCUGAGAGAGAACUGUCGACUGUUACCUAUUUGAUAUUGGCUUUACAUGCUGGGUUGCUAGGCAGGCAGCAGCUUGUGAAUUCCUAAAACUUUUUUUCUGCCAAGAAAGUGAGGUAAACAUGUGAGGAGCUAGCUUACUGGGUUUUCUUCUCUUCCUUUUCUUUUUUCCACCCUUGGUAGUAGUUUGUAUUUUACAAAAGCACAUAAUUGUUUUGGGAUGAAACAUUGAACACAUUUUUGGGCAUAUUGUCAUCAACUCGGUGGAAAGGGGUAUCUUCCCUUUUACCCCCCAAGAAAUGUUCAGAGGACCACUGAGAGAAAGCCAAUCUAGAUUCUGGGUAGUACUCAUCAGGAGGGGGUUGAUAGCCCAGCAGGAGUGUGGAUUUAUUGCAUCUCUCUCUCCCUCUCCCUCUCUUGCUCUGUUGUGUUUGUUUCUUUGGCUUUUCAGAUUACCCAGUUGAGAAUUUAUCAUGGUCAUGAUAAUCAUCACUCACUGGGCUGACUGGGCAUGGCAGCAAGGGGAAACCUGAGGCAGAGAUAUUUCAGAAGAGAGGGGGGAAAAAAAACACAGUUGACAGUAGAAAGAAGGCUGAAUUGGUGAUGAUGGUCUACAAUGGUGGCCUUCUUUCUUAUCAGUUCUUUCUCAUUAUGACCCCUCUUGGCUCCUAGAGCCCCUAGACUUAAUCAAAGGGAGGAAGGGGUCCUGCUGUGCAGCUGCCCCCCGCUUUUCUUUCUUUCUUUCAGUCAAAUAUUGAAUGAAGAAGGAAGGGAUUUUAGCGAAUUGGAUUAUAAGAGACGAGUGUGAGUGCUCCAACACUAAAAUGGUUAGUUAGCCUUCGAGCCCCCUGUACUUUGGUCAACUAACAAACAAGUCCUCGAACUUUCAGUUUUAGCACAUAGUGAGGGGACAGCUUCAUUGGCAUUUGGCAGGCAGAACUACUGUGUUCGUUAAACUUCUUGUGGCAUAAGUAGUUGGUUAAAAUUGAAAGUUAAGUGGCUUGUUUGUUAGUCGAGACAAAGUGCAGUAGUCUAAAUGUGACUCGUAUGUGAGUUCUGGAUUUCUGGUUAUUUUUCCUCCCUCUCUUUUUGGCUACAAGGAAAAAGGAGCUGGCUGUGGCUGCGUCUUGCCAAUCUUGCUGGAUGGUGUUGGAAGAGAGGGUUUAAACUUUAAAGCUUUUUCUAUUCUUAUUUUCAUGAGCAAUUCUGAUAUGUUAUAAAGCAUUGGUGCUUUAAUUUACAACUUGAAAAUUGUACCAUAACGCUAAAUGUAUAAGUUGAUAUUGUACCAUAAAGAAAUUUGUACCC